This is a messenger RNA of Cotesia congregata, 327 nucleotides long. NCBI's taxonomy places the organism in Eukaryota, Metazoa, Arthropoda, Insecta, Hymenoptera, Braconidae. The record is from the annotation of a GenBank genome assembly.
AUGAAUCUCUUCGCUUCGUUUGCCGUAAACAACCUCCUUUGGCUAAUAUGGUAUGCUUUUAUUGUGACAAAUACCGAGCUUAUCCACGCAAACGGCAUAUCUUGUCGCCUACUGCACAUAAUUCUUCACUACUUUCUGCUGACGAACUACUCGUGGAUGCUGUGCGAAGGGUUCUACCUCCACACCAUUCUUGUCAGUGCGUUUUCAAACGAGCAUAAAUUGGUUAAAUGCUUGAUGUCUAUUGGCUGGCCAGUUCCCGCGAUCGUUGUACUUAUUUAUGCUUCGUUAAGAUUUACAUCCAGUGACGCAGCUGACAGUAUGAAGUAA